AAAAAGGAGAACCAUUUUUGUUCUGACGUACCUUUUAAUCAUUCACGAUUUAUAUUCACGGUAGUUAUUAUCCUGCUAAAAUUCAUGAAUUAGAAAAAAUCGGCAUAUCUAAAAAUAAAGCACACAAUUGAUCCCCUCAGUCAUGUGCGAAAUGUGGCAGGAUAUUUGCCAUGGCUGUUUGUAUUUUGAAAAUUCCGACAGGAAGUCGUGCUGUACAUCGUCUCUGACUCGACGCCGGUCUCUUCACACUGUCCACAGUCAGUCGUAUCGCAGACACAGAAGCGCUGGAUUCAAGUGCUUGACCCUGUUGUCCGUGGCCCUGACAGCGUCAGUUCUUCCAGAAGUCUUUUCCAUAUAUAGCCGGGAAUUGAAAAUGGAAGUGGCUAUGCCAGAAACAACUUAGCGCUUGCUGUACGGUUUUCAAAGGACAGUUUUAAAAAUGUCUUAGUACUACAUCUAUGUGACAGACAAAUGUGGUUGUCUGGUGUAAAUUCACAUCAAGCGAGUGGACAUGGUGUGUUCAGCUCCCGCACACUCUGUCCAGUUAGCCUGAACCGUUUGGAGUAUUUCCAGCAGAGACAACACAUCUGAUGCGCGCUCAAAUUGAUUCUCCUGAAACAGUCUGGAGCUUGUGUCACAAUGGCUCAGCUGUGCUUUCGUGAGACUGCAGGGGAUUGGACUUGGUCUGGAUGGCUGACGGACAGGGGCGCAGCAGACCAAUCACAUGAUCACAUGACAAGAUGCUGGCUCGUAACCGCUUCCUCCUCCUGGUGGUGGUAGGUGGAGCAGCGCUGGCCAUCCUCAGCCUGAGCCUCCAGUUCUUGAACCUGAUCCCCACCACACCCAUAGUGGAGGAGCGCCCUUUCCAUGCUGCAGAUGGAGGUAUCGGGGUGGCUGUGGGGAAGAGCAGAAAGCGAGUGUUCCCACAGCCUCACACCCAGGAGCCCAACCCCAUAUUUGAGGCUUAUGGGUACUGCAACAUUCCCAACCGCACUGAACAGGCCUGGGAGGGUCACAGUCCUGCUGACUACAAGCUGCUGUCUGUCCAUGUGAUGAUUCGCCACGGUGAUCGCUAUCCGCUUUAUUCCAUUCCCAAGACCAAGCGACCCGCCAUUGACUGCACCCUGUCCACUAGCAGGAAACCCUCCCACCCCCUGCUGGACUCCUUCAUCCAUCACAUGGGCCUGGGGGGUUGCGGCCACUGGGAGUCACCUCUGGGCUCGGUUCCUCGUCUGCCCAGCCACAGUGCCUGUGAGAUGGGAGAACUCACGCAGACAGGUGUGGUGCAGCACCUUCGCAAUGGGCAGCUCCUCCACCACGCCUACAAACAACACAGUCUCUUCCCUUCUGAUUGGUCACCCCGUCAGAUCUGGGUGGAGACCACAGGGAAGAGUCGCACUCUUCAGAGCGGGCUGGCCUUCCUCUACGGUUUCCUUCCGGACUUUGAUUGGACGAAGCUGACCGUGCGUCACCAGUGGAGCACGCUGUUCUGCGGCUCGGCCUGCGACUGCCCUGCCAGGAACAGGUACCUGGAGGAGGAGCAGAGGAGGCAGUAUCAGCUCAGAGCGGCCGAUACCGAACUGGAGAGAACUUACAUGGAUAUGGCACGAACUUUGGGUCUUCCCACUCGGCAGCUCCGAGCUGCAAACCCCGUAGACUCCCUGCUGUGCCACCUGUGCCAUGGCCUUUCGUUCCCAUGUGUUCCCAUAGGGGAUAGUGGCGCCGGCGGAUGCCUGACUAUGGAACAGUUUGCUGUGAUCCGACGGCAGCAGCUGGACGAUGAGGUGGACCGGAGGAGAGCAGGGCUGUACCACAAAUACGCUAUCCUGGCGAUGUACCCCUAUCUCAACCGAACCGCCGCCAAGAUGGAGCGGAUCGCUAAGAGCAGCGAGGCUGGUCGUCAGCCUCGUUCUGCAGGCGAGGAGGUCUUCACCCUCUCUUCAGCCCAUGAUGUCACAGUGGCUCCAUUGCUAAGUGCCCUGGGUCUGGAAGAAGCCCGGUUCCCAAGGUUUGCAGCAAGAAUUGUCUUUGAACUGUGGAAGAGUCCCCCGGCGAUACAAGGCCAAGUAAAAAAGAGAAGUGGAAAAGGCGAGAAGUCAAAGGCCAAAUACGGCGAAACAUUCAUCCGGGUGCUGUACAACGGCGAGGACGUGACAUUUCACACCACCUUCUGUCGCUCACACGACCGCCACGUCAGCCAGCCUCUCUGCCCUCUGAAAAAUUUCCUGUCUUUUGUUAGGAGAGACAUGUUCAGCGUUGUCAAUGCCACCUCCUACAAGGAGGCCUGCUACAGGCGCCCUGGUUGACAGACGGAGAGGAGGGCGACUGAGUAAAGCUUGAUGGCAGAUGGUUGUACUUUCAUUGAGAACCUGUUUUGAAGACGGUGUACUCUUACUCUGCUCGUAGUGUCUUACAAUCACCACAUUUUAUAACAUGGUCCUUUACAUUUCUGAGCAUGAAGUGAGACACAAUCACACACAACAUGACCUUCACUUUAUAACCUUUGUACAAGCUUACGAUCAUUUUAUAAGGAUCUGUUCUCGACUCUAUCUGUACAACACAAACAAUUCAAGGGAAGUUGAACAGCACUCAGCCACUUUAUUCCAACAUUCCAUGACAACUUGAAAUUGUAACAUUUCGUUAUUCCCAAAUGCCUGUAAGAAAGAGGAAUAUUGAAGCUGGAAAUACUAUGAUGGGAAUAUUUUGUGUAUAAUAAUGUAUUUCAGUGAAAACUUUGGGCUAGUUUGAGCUGUAGAACUCAAGACGACCAAGUUGUGUUUUAACAUUUAAUCUUUGCAGCAGGCUUUGUUUUUAGCAGUAGCAUUCUGACACGUUGCCAUGUGUCUUUUUAUUCUUUGCUUUAUUCAAAUUGUUUGCGGUACUUUAAUAGUGACAGUUUGGUGCUAUUAGUAAUCAUGCUCUUCUUCUCAUUUUCGGUCUUUCUACUGAAUCUAAUAAAAGUUUUUUCCGAACAGACGUACGUUACUGUAAAACACAAGCAGUAAAAUAAAUGCCGUCAUGUUUUAAUGCUCUGUUCUCUUAGUGUUUUUUUUUUUUCAGCUUUGACCCAUUUGGUUUGGAUUUUGAAUACUGAAUAAACAAAUAAAAGCUGUUUCUAAUCUUA
This is a messenger RNA of Oreochromis aureus, 3124 nucleotides long. RefSeq names its product 2-phosphoxylose phosphatase 1 (gene pxylp1). Gene Ontology annotation, cellular component: Golgi apparatus. Gene Ontology annotation, biological process: chondroitin sulfate proteoglycan biosynthetic process; glycosaminoglycan biosynthetic process; dephosphorylation. The record is from RefSeq and is a predicted model, not a curated record. Gene Ontology annotation, molecular function: phosphatase activity. Lineage: Eukaryota; Metazoa; Chordata; Actinopteri; Cichliformes; Cichlidae. The transcript is spliced from 9 exons. The coding region runs from base 741 to 2306 and encodes 521 amino acids.